This is a messenger RNA of Penicillium waksmanii, 5457 nucleotides long. It is a transcript of the gene pld3, whose product is annotated as phospholipase D. The coding region runs from base 1 to 5457 and encodes 1818 amino acids. The transcript has 4 exons. Gene Ontology annotation, molecular function: catalytic activity; phosphatidylinositol binding. NCBI's taxonomy places the organism in Eukaryota, Fungi, Ascomycota, Eurotiomycetes, Eurotiales, Aspergillaceae. Gene Ontology annotation, biological process: cell motility. The record is from RefSeq and is a predicted model, not a curated record.
AUGUCAACAGUCGCGUGUGUUGCCCCCCCUCCCCCAUUGAAUACACUGCAUCUGUGGACUUCGACCUUAGAAUGCCCGCGACAAAAUCUGAUCACCCCCGCUAGGAUUUCCAUUGACCCGGAAUCCUCUGCCCCUCGGCAGGAGGCUGAUCGCGACCCCGAGACAGAUAAAUCCAAGAAACCCGAACCCAUUUCCGUUUCGAAAAGCGGGAAGAAGCUGGCCUCCCCGUUCCCUUCUCCCACCGCAGCCAAUCGACCUGCAUCGCUCAAGACGACUCAACCGUCUGGGGCCGCGGGGGAAUCCAAGAGCUCGGAGACUCGGCAGAUCUCAACGGGGACCGACGGAAAUCUAGAGAGCAAGGAGAACCUACGCCCGUCUUCGACGCAGCAAGACUCUCCUCGGGAAAGACCAUCCCUGAGCUCUCGAUUGCCCAAUAGAUCCACCACCGAUGAAAAGCCACCGUCCUUGAAACGUCACAAGCAGCAAACUUCGAUAUCCGGCCAAUCCCCUCCCUCUCGCGCUCCGAGCGUCGUCCAGUUCCAAACCGCAGAAAACGAUGCCUCAGAACUGCCCCCGUCGCAGCCUCAAUCCCGUCCAGCCUCUCUAUACGGCGAUGAUUCGGAACAGACCAGGGGAAGACAAUCGUUUAUCAAUAAGAUCAAAUCGUUGGCUGCAUCCCCUCCGUUUGCAUCACACUCGCGAUCAGCUAGCGGACCUAAUAUGGGGGAAUUCCGGAUUACUCCAACUGAUUUGCAGACCCCGGGCUCUGAGCGUGGCGAUUUUCGUUUCCCGGAACCUCUACCGGAGGAAGGGAGUGAUAUAGACGCUGAUGCCGAGGAGAGCGGUGGGGAGCAGCGUGAAGCCCCAAAGAAAAAGAGAAAUUUCCGCCGACGACAGACCCAGGAGGAAGAAAGUGGAAAUCGCACCGCUCCUACGACACCCAAAACAACCCGCCGGCCUUCUUUCCACUUCUCGUCGUCCUUUGCACCAUUCGAAAACUAUCGGACCAAUCUUUUCCCCCGCAGAGCAAGCACCACGGACUUCACGCCACAGCAACGAGAAGGUGUAUCCGAAGAUGAAGGCCGUGACAGGCUCAGUAAUAGACGGAAAAGACCUGGUUGGGCAGGCACUCGUGGUAUGACAUAUGGGGGCCGACAAAAUGAUGCGCAAGGAAGCCAGGACGAGCGCCCAAGUCACUUACGGCGACUCACCGGAUUUGCCGGGCCAUCUGAGAAUGCAGAGAGCCUCACGGCCACUUGGAAGCGCCAUCGGAAUGAGCGAGGAACUAGUGCUAGUGCUCAGCGAUGGAGACAAAUCAAGGCCGGCUUCAAACUAAUUGGUCAACGCCGCAAGGUUGAUAAUACCGUGGACAAUAAGAAGUCUGCAGAGUUGCUUGCCGAGCUGGCCUCGGCCGUACCGGCGGCUCUGAUUCUGGCGAGUGCCUUCCAAAGGGAUGAACAUGGAAGCAAACGAAUUCCCAUUCUCUUAGAACAGUUGAAGGUCCGUGUUACAGAUAGCCGCAUCGAUUCCCACUCUGGCGAUCGCCAUCUCGUGUUUCGGAUUGAGCUCGAAUAUGGAAGUGGUAUGACGCGGAUGAAGUGGAUCAUCUUUCGAACGUUGAGAGACUUUGCAAAUUUGCAUCUCAAGUACAAGCUCCAUCUUGGUACCCAGAAGUACAUCCAGCUACGGACUAGCGAGAACAGCCCCAACAUUCCUCGUUUCCCUCGAAGUGCUUUCCCUUAUAUGCGAGGUGUUCGGGGCUUGGAAAGCGAAUUCGAGGAUGAAGAAGAAGAUGGAGGCUAUGAGACCGGCAACGAAACGGCCCAGAGUGGUACCGAACGAGCUGGAAGGAAGAAGAAACAGACUCAGCAGCAUCAGCGUCGACCUUCUGCCGGUAUUGCCCGGAGAAAGUCCAGCAUCACGAAUCAAAACGGCGAGUCGGAAGCAGGCGAAGGAGCUGCCGGGAAAAGGGAAACAUACCCCGAGAGACAGCGCAAGAAACUUGAGAUGUAUCUGCAGAAGAUGAUCCGUUUCUUAAUCUUCCGGGCUGACAGCAAUCGUCUGUGCAAAUUUCUUGAAUUAUCUGCGCUCGGCGUCCGACUUGCUGCCGAAGGGAGCUACCACGGAAAGGAGGGCUUCCUUAUUAUUCAGUCAUCCAAGGGCCUUGAUUUCCGGAAGGCUCUGACUCCAUCUCUCAUGAAAAAGAGACAUUGGCCCAAGUGGUUCCUGGUUCGCCACAGCUACAUUGUUUGUGUGGAUUCACCAGAGGAGAUGAAUAUCUACGAUGUUUUCCUCAUUGAUCCAUACUUCAAAGUUCAGACGCCAAAGAUCAGCCUUCGUAACCAGAAAGCAAAGGAGUUGGCGAAAUCGGCCAAGCAAUCUGCGAGACAUCCUCAACAUCACACACUCCGACUGGAGAAUUCUGAACGCAAACUCAAACUGCUGGCAAGAAACGAGCGUCAACUGCAACAAUUUGAAGAUUCGAUCCGUUUCAUGGCUGCAAACUCCCCGUGGAUGAAACCCAAUCGGUUUGAUAGUUUUGCACCAGUACGACAGAAAUGUUUCGCGCAGUGGCUCGUCGAUGCUCGUGACCACAUGUGGGUGGUUUCAAGAGCCAUCAACCAAGCAAAGGAUGUUAUUUAUAUCCAUGACUGGUGGCUGAGCCCGGAACUCUACUUGAGAAGGCCUGCUGCUAUCAGCCAAAAGUGGCGCUUGGAUCGUCUGCUCCAACAAAAGGCUCGCGAGGGCGUGAAGAUUUUCAUCAUCAUGUACCGAAACAUCAACUCGGCCAUUCCCAUUGAUUCAGAGUAUUCUAAAUUCUCCCUUCUUGAACUCCAUCCCAACAUCUUCGUGCAAAGAUCCCCGAACCAGUUCCGUCAGAAUACCUUCUUUUGGGCUCAUCACGAGAAGCUUUGUCUUAUCGAUCACACCCUGGCUUUCGUUGGAGGCAUUGAUCUGUGUUUCGGACGUUGGGAUACACCCCAGCAUCAAUUGACGGAUGAUAAGCCAACUGGUUUUGAGACAACGGAUAUGCCUAAAGACUCAGACCACUGUCAACUCUGGCCUGGAAAGGAUUACUCGAACCCCCGAAUCCAGGACUUUUAUGACCUGGAUAAGCCGUAUGAAGAGAUGUAUGACCGGAAUGUUGUUCCUCGAAUGCCGUGGCACGAUAUUUCGAUGCAUGUGGUCGGCCAGCCUGCCCGAGAUCUCACCCGUCACUUCGUUCAGCGCUGGAACUAUAUCCUUCGUCAGCGAAAGCCUACACGCCCAACUCCCUUCCUUCUGCCGCCUCCGGACUUUAAUGCAGGCGACAUGGAGGCAUUGGGUCUGGAGGGAACUUGCGAGGUCCAGAUCUUGCGUUCUAGUAGCAUGUGGUCAACCGGAACUCCGGAUGUUACAGAGCACAGUAUCAUGAAUGCCUACGUCAAGUUGAUCGAGGAGUCCGAUCAUUUCGUCUAUAUCGAGAACCAGUUCUUCAUCAGUACCUGUGAGAUCGAGGGAAGAAAGAUCGAGAACCUCAUUGGUGAUGCUUUAGUGGAGCGAAUUGUCAGAGCAGCCAAGAAUGAGGAGGCAUGGCGUGCUGUUAUUGUCAUCCCAUUGAUGCCAGGCUUCCAGAAUACUGUGGACAGCGAAGGCGGAACAAGUGUGCGUCUAAUCAUGCAGUGCCAGUACCGCAGUAUCUGCCGUGGUGAGACUUCCAUCUUCGGACGUCUUCGUGCCUUGGGUAUCGAUCCGGAGGACUACAUCCAAUUUUUCAGUCUGCGAGCCUGGGGCAAAAUUGGGCCGCAACAACAAUUAGUCACGGAGCAGCUGUACAUCCACGCCAAGUGUAUGGUUGUGGAUGAUCGAGCUGCCAUCAUCGGAUCGGCCAACAUCAACGAGCGAUCCAUGCUGGGUUCGCGUGAUUCAGAAGUUGCCUCAAUUGUACGAGAUACCGACAUGAUCCAAUCUACCAUGAACGGCAAGCCGUACCUUGUUGGCCGAUUCCCGCACACGCUUCGCAUGCGUCUAAUGCGCGAGCAUCUCGGAAUUGACGUUGACGAGCUUUUGGAGCAUGAUUUUGCCACCGAAGAAGAGCUGCGGAAGAUCCAGGUCGUUGAAGAAGAAGGUUCCCAACCAGGCAAGGGCAAAGAGGGACCGGACUCGGUGUCCUCCAUGAUCGAGCGACAGGAUGAGCGGGAUAUGAUCGAUCGUCGCCACCGCAUUCAAGAUGAGUUCUUGUCUCGCUCGGAAGGCAUGCACAGCUUCAACCAUGAUGUAGACUGGGAACAGGGCAGCAACCCCAACCUCAAAAGCAACAGGAAGCUUACUGCCGACCCGCGUGUCACUUCAAAUCCGGAGCACACUAAAGAUGUGGAUGGCGAGGGAAUUGACAAUUUGAAAGCCGUUGAACAGGCUGGACUGGGCGUCGGUCGUGACUCGCAAAUGAUGCCAGAUGGUAGAGAAGCUUUGCUUUCACCCAUCGCCUCCGAAGGCAAGGGAACCAUUGCUGAGCCAAAGCAGACUCCUUCUCAACAGAAGCCAGGUCGGGCUACAUCAACUCGCAAGGACGGAAAGCUUGGAUCUUCCGCCGACUCUGAGACCAACACCAACUCUGAUAACCCCUCGAAUGGCAAUGGCAAUGGCCACGGCACAUCCGGGUCCUCUAGCCGUGAGUCAGAGUGCGGUGGUAGUUCCGGUUUAAUCGUGUCUAAGGAAAACUACGAUAAUUCUAGAUACGGACAACCAUAUGUCCCCGAUCUAAAGCGCAUCUUCGUCGACAAGGAUUGCAUGAGAGAUCCUUUGAAUGAUGCAUUCUAUCUCGACACAUGGCAGGCCGUUGCAGAAAAGAACACCAAGGUUUUCCGCUCCGUGUUCCGCUGCAUGCCUGACAGUGAAGUCAAGAACUGGAAAGAAUACAAAGACAAAAGCCCCCCCGGACCAGCUUCCCCAGGUGCUGCUUCAGUCUCAGUGGGCUCGCCCACAUCACCUAUCAGUUCCAAGGCAGAGAAUUCUCAGACUAUCAACGAGAAGCUCGAGGCCACCCACAGUGAACCCGAGCGUCCGAAGUCCGAACUUCUGAACCAAGAAACCCUAUCGCCGAUUGACGAGAAGGCUGCUCUCAAGGUAGCAUCCGACCCGCAGCUUGUAUCUAGCGGCCAGAAUGGGGAGGAUGGUGCUGCGGCCGAGGAAGCGGAAAAGCCUCGCUCUGCCUCUGUUCACGUCGAUUACUCCGAGGCCGUUAAUCUCAACGCUUCUCAAUCCCGCAGACGUCGUCGCAGGGCUAACACCAGUGGUUCCAAGCGGGAGUUCCAUGCUUCGGAUGAGGUUAUGGACUCUGCACGAGCGGAGGAUCUUCUAAAUAAGGUCCAGGGUCACCUUAUUCUUUGGCCGUAUGACUGGCUCGAAAAAGAAGAACAAGGUGGAAACUGGCUAUACGCUCUGGAUCAAAUUUCCCCUCUGGAAAUUUAUAACUAA